AUGUCGAUAAUGAAUGAACCCACUGUGGACUUCCAUUUGAAGUUAAAUGAGCAACAAUUUCAUAUACCAAGUGAAUUAUUAAAACGUAAUUUGAAGCAAUGUCAGAGACUCAUAGAUAAGGAAUCAGCUGCGUUACAAAAGAACUUUUCUGAAUUGGAUGAUUUAAUAAGUAAUCCUAAUAAUGAUGCAAGUAGUAUUGCGAAGUUAAAUGAUAUUAUAUUGGGAAUUGAAAAGUUGGAGCGCAAGUUGUCAAAGAGAGUUAAUGUUGAGUUACAGCUUUUGCAACGUAUACAAGCACGAAUCAAAUACUACAAAGAUCUAGAUGACAUUAAGAAAAGUAAAGAAUCAAACAGAUUGAUUGAAUGGUAUCAAUUAUAUACAAAUUUAUUAAUUGGUGAUUACUUGACGAGGAAUGGCAAUUCUUAUGAGGGGGCUGAUGACAUUAGCUGCGGUUCGACCCCCCCACCUGCUAGACUGAAAAGAAAGUUGAGCUCGGCAAGUUCUCAGCUUACGAAUGCGACGACUACAAACGAACAUGAAAGACCUAUUGUGAAUCCAGGCGUGGAAUAUUUAAAGCAGCAAGGAUUGGACUUAUUAUUAGAUUAUGACAUUUUAUUAACGACCAAUAGGAUUUCAAAGCAGCUAACUAUUAACCAUGAGUUAGGUCCCUUAUUAGAUUGGAUAAAAGAAAACAAUACUUACUUGAAGAAUACUUCGUCAACCUUGGAGUUUGAGGCAAGAUUUCAAGAGUAUAUAGAAUAUGUCAAAGUGGAAGACUAUACAAGAGCUAUCGUGUGCUUUCAAAAGUAUUUGGUUAAGUUUUUAUACUUAAAUCCGGUGGAUUUACAAUUAGCGGCUGGUCUUUUGGUAUUUAUCAAAACAUGCAAGUCUAAUAUGUCAUCUUAUAUUCCUACUCCAAAUGCUGACGAUUUGAUGAAACAACAAUCAGUGCUGCAAGCUAAAGAAGACUGUUGGUCAUUCUUUUUUUUACAAUUGCCUAAUAGUUCUAAGAAGAAUACGAAAACAGAUAUUAAUGUGAAGGCUAAUUCCCUGACGAAUACUUUGGAUAUUAAACGUUACAUGGAGUUGCUUGAUGAUAAGAGGUGGGAUCGGUUGAAUGAAAUGUUCUUGAAGGCUUACUAUUCCAUGUAUGGAAUAUCAUAUCAUGAUCCUCUAUUAAUUUAUUUAUCCCUAGGAAUUUCUUCAUUGAAAACCAAGGACUGUUUGCAUGAACAAAAGGCUUUUGUUUCUCCUGAUAGUGGACUAUCUCAUUAUUUGAGUACUGAAGUUCUACGAAAUAAUUGCCCUGUUUGUAGUUCAGAGUUCGCCCCCAUCGCUGAAAAACUACCUUAUGCACAUCAAGUCCAAUCUAGGUUAUUUGAAAACCCUGUAAUGUUACCAAGUGGUAAUGUGUAUGAUGCUGAGAAAUUAAAAACUUUAGCGCAGACUCUAAGGAAGCGAAACUUGGUUGUGUUAAAUGAAGAUGAGAUCUUAGAUCCAAUAGCUGGAAACACCUAUACACUAAAUGAAUUUAUUACUAUGUACCCCACUUAA
Eremothecium cymbalariae DBVPG#7215 is the source of this 1554-nucleotide messenger RNA. RefSeq names its product glucose-induced degradation complex subunit FYV10 (gene FYV10). Bases 1 to 1554 code for a protein of 517 amino acids. The record is from RefSeq and is a predicted model, not a curated record. NCBI's taxonomy places the organism in Eukaryota, Fungi, Ascomycota, Saccharomycetes, Saccharomycetales, Saccharomycetaceae. Gene Ontology annotation, biological process: proteasome-mediated ubiquitin-dependent protein catabolic process. Gene Ontology annotation, cellular component: nucleus; cytoplasm; GID complex. The transcript has a single exon. Gene Ontology annotation, molecular function: ubiquitin protein ligase activity.